Messenger RNA from Cinara cedri, 3447 nucleotides. NCBI's taxonomy places the organism in Eukaryota, Metazoa, Arthropoda, Insecta, Hemiptera, Aphididae. The record is from the annotation of a GenBank genome assembly.
AUCAAACAGUCUACGAUCGAAUACCCGCGUAUUUGUAUUAUAUUCUUUCCUACGCGCAUUUAAGAAUUUUAGCGUUUCGGGUACACGCCGUAUACCCGCGUAUACCCUCCACUACGCCAGUACACCACUGCCAAUACGGCUAUACGCAAAUAAGUGUUAUACCAAUUAAAGGUACUUCCACCUAAAAUACUUUUCACUUUUCCUUGUUCCUGCCCGACGUGGUUUUACACAACAAAUCGAGGGUUGUUUUCGAUUAAAAUUGGUCGAGUGAGCACAGCGAGCGAGUGGCCACCACGAGCCUUCAGUUCCACGUUUUUAAUUUUCCUUGCUGCUUACCCGACGUGAUUUUGUUGCACAAGACCGGUUAUCAUCUAUAAAUAAUUUGAAACAAUAUUUUUUUCUGCGUUGGUGUAACUACAUUUUUAAUUCAACUGUUGUUUCUUAACGUUGGCGUUCGUGCAGACUUAUAUGUUUACGUUUUUCUGAAAACUGAAAACAAAACUUUAUUCCAUAUUAGUUUGGACAAAUUCGCGCACGCGUAAUUGCCGCCGGAACGGUCGAACCGCUAUAACUGGCUGUCGGCCUCUCUCGUUUCUCGUUGCGAUCGGGCGGCCGAUCAUAGAUAUACAUAGUUAUAUACAUAUCAUAGUUAUACAUAGAACAAUUAAUACAUUAAUUACACAGAACUUGUUAAUAGGUUCGUAUGGGUACGUAUGGUAUACGCGGAGUGCGAAGUGUUUUGAUAAUACAGCUCAUUACGUAUGUUCGUUGUUUUUGGGAGGCUGGUCGACAACAGCAUUCACCGUCGGCAACGCACGUGCCCCACCUGCGCGAACAAUAACGCGUUUGCGUCGUAAUUUUCCCGAACUAAUAUGGAAUAAUAGAGUAUAUCCGCGUAAAACAAUGGUUUCUAUAUCUGUGGUACUACCCAAUACCCACAAAAGAAAUAUAAAUACUCAACUUCAAGACGGUUAUAAUACGGAAAGAGUUUAGAAUUUUUUUUGGUUUCAUAUUUUAUUACAAAAGGUAACGUUAAAUAAAAUUAAUACUCUUUUAAAAGUCAGCCAGGGUGUAAUAAGAAAAGGCAGCACAGACAACUUAAGAGAAUAAUAUGAAGUAGGUAUAAUUUUGUUGAGAAUCUUUAAAUUAUUAUAUAAUUAUUUGAUUUAUUGUUUUAGAUUUCCAUUUAUUGUAUAAUUUUAGACAUGUGAUUGGCAUGACAAAGCAGUCACACAGCCGCAACAAUUACUGGUAAAGGUGGGUUAAUUAUUAUUUCAGGUCAUAGCGCCAGUUCCACUUUAGCCUUCUUAAUGGAUUUUCUAGAAUAGAUUUGAAGUUAAAAGCAAAAAUUAGUUGGUUAGAGUGAUUGAAUGGUUUGUGCGAUGUAGACGGGUAUGGUAAAAUAAGUAAGUAAUUUUUGUUGAUUUUUGAACUGUAUGAAUUUCUAAGUCUGGAUGCAAGUUGUGAUUUGAAAUAGAAGGUCUGGUACAUGCAGUUAUUCGUAGUGAAGUUGAUUGGAAUGUUUAAAUUUUACAAUGACAAACGGUCCAGUUUGAAGAUCUAAAAUUAUAGGAACCAUAAAUGUCUACUUAAUUAUAGAUUAUUAUAUUUAAAAAUUCUAAUGUAAAAUUACUAACUAAUUGUUAAUACAAAAUAAUUAUAAAAAAAAUUGUAUUUUUUUUUAUUUUUUGAGGGGUAUUUUGCUAAUAUUUCCAUACUAAAUAUUUUAAUCCGAACCCUAGUUUUAUAACUAUAUCCUGUUUAAAAAAAAUUUCAUUUCCAACAUGUCUAUGUUAAGAAAUUACAUGUCUAAUAUGUCUAUGAUCUUGACCAAUGCUACCUGGUGGGGAUGCGGGCCACCGAAUGAAAACUGAUCACCAAAGUGGUAUGUUCUCUUUUGAAACAGGAUUUAGGGUCCAGAUUAACAUUAAGUAGUUAAUAACUUAAACUUAACUUUAUAUGAAUCACUAUAUUAAAUAUAUUACCUACAUCCUCCAAAUAUACUUGUAAUGUAAACUUUAGUUGAGCAUUUGUUUUAUUCUUAGGUAAACCAAAAAGAAAUGUUGAAUUCAAAUUCCUUACUAGUAUGGAGUGAUGUGGAUGAUAUGCAAACUAUUUAUCUUUCUUCUUUAAUUAUCAAUUCUUGGUAAAUUAGAACAUUUAUUUGUACAUAAAACUCUUUCAUUAUCUUGGUUUUCAUUAAAUACUAUUAGUUAUACUUUAUUGUAAACAGUGAAGAAACAAAUAACGAAACUAAUCAAAUUGAAGUAGACCAUUCCAUGAAAAUCCCACCUGAAUUGAUGGAAAAAAUUGUUUGUUAUCUAGAUGGAAUUACCUUGCUCAAAUUCAAAUUAUUAUCAAAAACAUGCUAUGAUAUUGUCAAAAAUGCGCUUAAGUACAAUAAACUUUGGAGACAAAUUUGUCUGAAUGAAAUACCAAAUAAAUAUUUUAUUGAUCUGUUGAAUAGGCAAUUCAAUAAAUAUAUUCCAUUAGAUUCCCUUUCAGAAAUUCAAUAUGAAAGGUUAUACAAACAUUGGCUUCAAUGGCAAAAAAGUGUUCUUAAUACAACACUUAUAGGAGAACAAAAUUUUUUAUGCCUUGAGGAAAUAAAACAAAUUAUUUGUUAUAAGUGUAACAUUUUAAUUAUAUUUUUAAAUCAUACAUGCUUGUUUUCACUUAUAAAAAAAGAGAAUACAACUGAUGAUUAUAUAAUUAAAGAAAACCAAUCAGUAUCCCGUAAUUUACUUAAACUAUUUAAGUUAAAUCCUCAACCACAAACAAACAAAAACGGCGAAGAACUUGAUCCAUUUAUUUCUUACCACCAAGAUAAUGUCAAUGCAUGCCCGUUACAUAACACAGUUCAUACAAUACAUAUUAGAAACGUGAGGGAUGUUUACACAGGCAAACUUAUCGAUGUAGAUGCUAACAUUUAUACAAAUUUAUGCUGUUGGGUCAGAGAAUCAUGGUAUGAAUGGCAUUCAAAUAUAAAGUCAAACAUCAAUGGACAUUGUUGUCAUCAAUUAAGUCGCACUUUAUUUACAUCUGUGGUGCAUGGAGUGAUCAUUGGUCGAAUUCAUCGGAAUAGCAUUAUAUUCCAUAACAUGUUUAAAGACUUGUGCAUGACAGUUCAUCUAUGGUUGGAUCAUAAAUAUAUUGCAGCUACUGCUGUAUAUAUAUAUACAAAUAUUUUAUUCAUAGGUACUCAAAAUGGGUACUUAUUGGCAUUUCGUUUGAAAUGUUGGGAUGAUUUAAUAAAUCUUAAAAAAGAGAAUAUGUUAUUAGAAACCCGUUUGAACAUUGGGCAGAUUGUAAGGUUAAAUAUCAUAGACUUUAAGAAUAUCCAAGCCAUAAUAGUUGCAACAACAGCAAGUGUUUUUUGGUUUAAAUUAAUUUAAUACAUAAGAUGUAUUCUUUAACUAUUUUGAUUUGUUUAAUAAAUUGUAAAAA